CAUUUAAAUGGCAACCGAUUAAGAUAUAUCGUUAAUGGAACAUUCUACUACAGAAGGGAACUCUACGAAUUGUAAGUAUUGAAACCAAGAUAGACAUAAACAAGAAAAAUAUAAAUUAAUUUACUGUUAGCCUGCGUAGCAGGCGCUUGCAAGUAGUGGGACAAGAAAAAACGGGAGCGCGAGAAGGAGACCCCACCCCUUGCGUGUCUCCCUCGCACGCGCCCGUUCUCUCUUUCGCCCGCUACUUCCAUCCAAGCGCCUGCUACGAAGGCUAAUUUACUGUAUUUGCUGUAUCAUUCCUUCUAAAGUCCUUCUUAUAAAUUAAAUCCCACGCGUCUAUUGAUCUGCAAUCGUCAAGAGGAUACUUUCCUGAAUUAUAGAGCAAAUAGUAUUACUAUAUAGCUAACAUUUGUUACUCAAUAAACUGACGAGACAGGUCUAUGAACUAGCCGUGCAAUACACCCCCGGCUUCGUGUUAUGGACUUUCUUUUUUCAUUUUUCGAGGGCCCACAGCCCCCGAUGUGGGUGAACAAUCAAAGAUACCUUCUUGAAGACACCGACGCGAGAUGUUUGCUUUCAAACUUUGAACUCAGUGGCUAACUCGUCGUUGAGGGAGCGUUGGAGAGCCGGUAAUUUUUGAUGUAAGGGGUAAAAACACAAAGUGAACGGUUUGCUGAAAAAUAAAGGAACGUUCUAGCUGUAUAUAAUAAACAAGAAAUAAUCGACUUUUUCGUUCUUUCUGAUUCUUACUACAGCCCAUAAGUAUCCAGUCCUUUAAAGAUUUGAACUAAGGGUUCCGCGUGAGAACAAAAGACCAUUUCUAAACGAACUAAAACAGCAGUAGCAAAAGUUAAAAGUACAAUUUACGUUUAAAAAGGGAUUUAAAUUAUUCGGAACAGGGGUUCAAAGGACUGAUGACACAGUCGAUAAUAGAUGUAGAGUUAUCAUUCCUGGCUGACGUGUUCGUAAAAUGGUCAGUGACGGGAAAAUAAGUGAUAAUAACGCAUGAAAAUUGAGCGUUACUCGUCACAAUCCUUUUUAACAAAUACUCUCUAUACCACUUCAAUAGACCAGUAUUUUAAAAUACAAAUUAUUUUGUUUCUUAGAAACCUAUCUGAGAACAAGAUAUCACUUCUUCCUGAUGGAGUCUUUGCUACACUGAAACAUCUCGAAGUCUUGUAAGUUAUGAUUAACUGACUUUCUAUUCCUUUUGUCUUGCUACUUGUCAAAAGUAAAUAAAAUGCAACUGAUCACCAGGAAGGAAUGAUUUUGUCUAUUUUUGGUACCUACGUUCUUUAAACUAGAAAAAUUGGUGAUAGACACUCCUUGACCUGAGCUCAAUCAGUGUUUACCUUUUUUUUACUUUUCUCAGCCCAUGCUUCUUCAUCGCUUUCCUGUAUUUCUCUUUUUUUCUAAUAAAGUUUAAUUAGUAAUUUUGCUUAAAUUUCGGUGAAUACUGUGACCAUUUGGUCCUAUAAGAUGAUGUUAUUGCAGAAUAAUGCCGGAGAAAAGUUAAAGUGAAACCAGAAUUAAACUUAAUGGGGGAUUCUUCUUUUCUCUAUAUGUUCCACAGGAAUCUCAGAAAUAAUACUCUACGGUACAUCAGCGUUGGUACUUUAAGAGGCCUAUUUCGGUUAACAUACCUGUAAGUAUAACUGUAGAUUAUUAUUUUGUUUUUGCAAAAUUUGGAUUGCCAACUUAAUUGUGUGAAUGACAAAAUUUUCAGAUUUGAUUGGUUCUUAACAGCUAUUAUUUAUUGCUUUAUGUGGCUGAUGCAGCACUAGAACUGUCAAAUUUGACCUUUCCGAUUUGAAACUGUUGGUAACCGUUGAGGUCAAAUUAGACAGUUGAACAGCCAAUGAAAACCAGGCAUCAAAAGUUGCUAGCCAAUAAGGUUUAACAAAAUAUGUUCAUGCUGGUAAAUCAAAACCAAGCUUAAGUGAACUAGCUUUCCAGAUUUAAUUUGACACAUAAAAAUAAUUAUCAUGCAGUUGGAGUUCAUAUUUUUAUGGUUCAUCCACAAGUUGUAAGCUUUUUAUUUGCUCUGGAAGCAGUAAAAUGAUGCAAUGAGAAAUUCGUACUUUAUUCAAAUAUUCCAAUCUGGAGAUUAUUGCACUCCAUUAUCACUACUAUUAAUUGGUAAAAGGACUUCGUGUCCUACAAUCUAGGGUAAUCAGGCUCGUAAUUUCAAAUCGUCCUCGCUCUCCGUUCUCAGUCGAUUUGAAUUACUCACCCGAUUAAAACCUGCAUUGUACUCCACUCAGUCCUAUUGCCAUUACAAAUCGCUCCGUCAAAAUGAUUCAUGGUAUUCACAUCUUUCUAGUUCUAAUCAAUUAAUGAAGAUAAAGAAAGGCGUAGAUAAAAAUUAAUGAAUAUAUAAAAUAAAAUACAGUAAUAAUAUUCUAUUCAUUUAUUCGUUGGUUAGAAAAAAUAGGCAGUGAUGUGCCGAAGACAAUGUAAACUCAAUGUAACUGAAAUUUUUUAACAGUACCAGACAAACUUCGCACUUGCUAGACUUCAUCUCUUCAGCCAACCCAUAUGUUUUUUACGACGUAAUUAUUAUGCAAAUCUUAUUUCUUGUUGCAUUCAGUAUAUAUCCACCGGAGACAAGCUAUAGUGUUCCUGGUCAUUGAUCUUGGCGACUAAGUACUUCCAUAAAUAACAAUUUGUUUAUCGGCUACUAUUAGUGGUAGACAGAGGUUGUUCACGCAAAAAGGAAUCAAGUAAUCGACAUAUUUUUCACAAGGAGACCAAGGACUAAGGGCUCCCAGACUAAAGUUUUAAUUGUUCAUGAUUAUUAACUUUCGAUACAAUAAGUUUAGUUAAUGGUAGCAAAAAAGCCGGUCUCUAGAGCAAGUUUACCCAUAGCUACUAUAGAAAGAGAAAGUUAUACACAAAUAUUGUCAUCUGUAACCAUCCAGUUAGUUUUUCAUCAACUCAUCGUCAUGGUCAUACCAACAAUCAUUCCCUCUCAUUGUUAGGCUUGUCCUGCCCUAUAAGCUUUCAAAAAACUAGAUUGAAAUGUAUAAUUCGAUGCAUUGUAUAAUUUGAUGCAUAAUUUAACUCAAUGCAUAAUUUGAUUACUCUUUUUUUUACAACAGGAAUUUGGACUUUAAUGGUAUCAGAGGAAUUGAACCAGGCUCCUUUGCCUCCUCAAAGCCCCUGUACUUAUUGUGAGAAAAAACGUUUUAUUUCCUAGAUUUUUUAUUUUAUUAAAAUUUUGUGAAUAAAUAUUGUCAUUAUUUAAGCAUUAUUUAAGAGUCCUAAGUUCUCUUAGUCGAGUGAUCGACAGUUCAUUAAAUCUGUACGACACACUGCGGUAACCUUCAUUCAUGUUGAUUCUUGGAAAAGAUACAGCUUCGUCACAGUGCAAGUAAGUUGGAGUCCUUCGUCUUCACUUCUGUGGUAUGCAAACGAGGAUCCUCAAGUACCGGCAUCUAGCUCGUUGCAGCUUGACAAUAGCAAGGACCGAUCACCGCCCAAUUGCUUUUUUUAGUAGUCAUUUGUGGCGUUACUAGCAGCAAUAUAGGCACAUACUUUCCACCUCAUCACUACCAGGAACAGCGUAGAAUUGAGCAUGUCUCCAUUGUUUACGUAAGUACAGCUCUUCAUUUGGGAAAACACUUGGGGACGGUUGCAUAAACGUUGCUCUAAAGACCGGCCCCUUGCGUCCAACGUUGGUAUUAUCUCUGACCUUUAGGCCUCAUCUACAACAAACGUACUUCAGAAGUCGACGUCGGCUGCACCAACAAGACGUUCACAGGUACUAAUUAGGCAAGGCGUUCACGUUCAACAUCGGUUGCAGUGUAUACGUUCGUAAUGUGGAGUCAUUUCAACUUCGUUUCAAAAUGGCUCAGGCAGUAAAACUGCUCAUGAGCCAAAUCGAAAGGCUUGUCCAUCGGAAGGCGAACUACACACAAAUCGAUAUAUUUUUCCAAAAAAUUAAAGUUACGCGAGAAAGAAUCACCGAAAGAAAAAAGCAAGGACAGAGCGGAAUUAGUCAAUUGACCAGCAAUUGAUAUCGGACAGCUGAGGAGCCAAAAAGGAAGUGCAAGGAUCCCUAGCGAAGAUGUUAGUGCACAUCAGCUUAAGAAGACGACUUUCAGCUGCAUACCUCUCCGGAUACUUUUGGAAGAAAUUUUUCAUCCUUGACGGGAGUAAAGAACGCAUAGAAAGUUCCACUGCCAUUAGUUCUGCCUAUUUAAAGCGCUACCAGCCACAAGAGUUUUAUAUCUCACACGUCGAUUGAGGGUAAAGCGUGCAAAGCGUGUAAAUUGAGGAUCCGCUAACAUUUAUCCCUUAUCUCCUCCGGGACCGUAAGAUGAAAGCCUACUGUUCAUAUAGCAGAGUUUUCAUGUGGAAUAUUAUCAACAACAAAUAUAGUCAGCCAAUUUGGCUGGGCGAGUUCGCGUACGCUGGGGGUAGCAUUAUAGGGUUGCAACAUCAGAGGAGUUCACUGGCUCUUCAGCGGAGAUCUCCUUUUUCUUUCGUUCACUACGGGAACGCUCUUGAAGAAUGAAGAAUGCCUCCUUAGCAUUCUGUUUAACUUUUGCUUGUAGUUCUUGUGCUCCAUCUUUGCUGUCUUAAUGACCUUUUCCACGGUACGCACGAAUUUUUUACUUCUCCGUUCGCCCUCGCUUACUUUGAAUUUGAAGUCACUUUAAGACGUUUAAAGCCAAGACCAUCUGUAGGCGCUGCAAACUCCUUCCCGUUGAACAGGUGACAGAGGUACUCCUCAGCAACUUUCUGCAGUUGGCUCGUCUCAGCCCCAUGCUUGGCUGGGUGAUCUGAUAGGUAAUACGCCGGAUCAACUUCUCCUCUCCGAUAUUCGACUGAGUAGUCAUGUCUCAGUAAAGAUAAACCUUGUUGGUCUAUAGGUAAACGUAUAACGACAUUAUUAAUAUUAAAACUAUCUUCCUGCAUACUAAUUUGGUAUAGGUAAACUGUGUAAGUGGAUGGUCAUUUCUUUUGAAGUGUUAAUUAAGUGUCUAGUUAGCUAGGUAAACUCAUGUUCUUUCAUGUCUAAUAAAGUGUAUAGUUGUUUUGUGUUAAUAACUGUACUUUUUACUAGAAAAAAAGCUUUGCCUAGGCUUGCCCGACCUCUUUUAACCUUGAUUGGUUCACGUAGAAUCCAUUGUGUGCUCAAAAUAAAAGAGUGCAAAUUUGGAAAGCGCUCCACGUAUAUUAUGAGAGGGAAGAUCGCGCUUCGGUUAAGACAUAAAACAAGCCAAGUUUAUACCAAACCAUAUUUAUUUACAAAGUAUAUACAUCUCGUUGUUGACUACUUUAAAACCGCUAAACAACACAAAAUUUAUGACCAUCGUCCUUACUACUAUCACUCUCGGUAAAUUUGUUGCAUCUAAAACAAUAGAAAACUAAUUAGACUUAUUACUUUAAAAGCCGCGUUCGCGAAGCUGUAAUCCAUCUUUUAAGGAACUCCUUGCUUCUUGGUGUAACAACUCAGAAGUAUUUUUAUCAGUUUGGCAGUAUCAUUUGAAAAUGAGGACUUCGUGCUCAGUGCCGAAAUUGCUGACCAUAUAAAUGAACGACACGUCGACAAAGAAAAGUCACCCAGAGCUUCCAAGUUCUACUUGAAAUACAGUGCUCACUUCGACAAUGGCGAUGCUGACUAAGCGGACUUAAGAGAAAAAAGAUAAUAAUCAGGCUAUCGAAACAGAAUAUAAAAAAGGUCACGCAACAUACUAUAUGUAUGUUUUUGAGAUGUUGAAAGUAAUUGGAACAGAUCCGUGGAGGUUUCCCAGUACAAAGAUCAAUAUUUACUAUACAUACAAUCUUCUGUACAUAGAUCUGUCUGAUUUCAUUAAAACGUGGCCACUAGGGUUUCGCCCGGCGCGUGUCCAAAAAAGGCCUGGGGGCAAAUCAGUGGGACAGGGAAGGGACUAUUUUAACACAACCCCUUCAAUAAGCAGCAGUGUUCACUCGAGGCUUUGACUGGCAAGUACCUUGUUCUUACUUUACCUUGCCAGGUGAAUCAGGCCUCUGCUGAGAACGAUAAUCAUGAUAGUUGCAGAGCUCAGUGAGAGGAGCACACAGGGGAGGGUCAAAGUUUUGGUGUCAAGGACAUAAUUACCUGAGGACCUGUAGACACUCACUGAAGCCAUGUUUACAUAAAUUCCGUCAGAGAUAAAUUUCGCAUAAUCAAGACCUACCCCUUUUCAUGGGGUUAUCAUAAGUUUCUAAGGAAAAAAAAGAAGACUAGGGAUUUCGGUGUGGUAAAUCCUACAGGGGCGACAAUCAAGGCUAUUUUAGGAGCCACCAUAAAUGUAAAAGUCGAUAGCCAAUGAUAACUACAAUUUUAAUGAAAGCUAGAAUAAUAUAUAGAUUUAGCCAAGGCUAAAAGCUGAGCUCCCAAUAAUAUAUAUAGUUAGGUCAAACAAAAUAUAAAGUCGUGUAACGCUAAGCGGCAAAGGCAACGAGAAAGGUCGAAAACAACAAUAGGCUUGAUUAGCCAAAAAGCAACUUUGCUUGUGCAGCACACUUUUUUGCACAUUUCUUUGCCGUUGUUUUGCACGACUACAACCUAAAACUCCCAGAAACUUCCUAGUUACCCUUUUUAUAGAGGAAAUGUCGUACGUGUUCUUGUUACCUGUUUUUUCACUGCCGCUCACUUUCACCUUGGUGGCCGCUAACAUUUCUCAUUUUCUCACUGCCGCUACAAAAUUUUCGUAUUGUUCUUCCCACAAAAAAAUGUCUCUUUUGCUAUUUUCUCUCCCUCUGGUUCUCUAUCGCUCUUAUUCUCGUUGCGCUGCGCUGACCUUUCUCUUUCUCUAUAUUCCAUAUACGUAGACAUGACAAUUAAUCCGAGCUUAACACUAUAGACAACACGGAUGUAAAAAACAAUUUACCCUUUCUGUUUUCGUCUUUAUUGAUUCUUUAGUUGUCUUCGCUUUAUAAGACGCGGGUGGCUACACGAUUUCCCGCCAAAAUAACCUCGAGUUGCAUUCGGGUUGCCAUACCUGUUGAUUGAGUUAUUUUACAUUGGUAUGCGUGUGGUGCGGACGGACGGCGGACGGGCGUACGGUCACGUGAUUACCCAAAUUUCUCGGAUGGGUAGAUUAUCACAUUUUCUGAGGUAUGGGGCAACGCUCGCGCGCUCUUCGCGUGCUAGUUGAGCUCCGCUAUUAACAAAAAACUUUCAAGAACUUGAUUGGCUAUUAAAAAACCGUUUUCUCCGUUCUAUCGCGAUGAAAUAACUGAAUAUUCAGUGAUGAGUUUAUUGCCUUGUUUCACGUUUCCUUAAAGUUAAUUAGUUAAUAUGCGUACCAAGGAACGACCAUUCACAUACUUGGCUCUACUUUAGAGGUCAAGGUAUUAAGAUCCGUCUGUGUCUACACAAUUUUCGCAAAGGCUUUAAAAUCUCCCUAUAGCCUGAGCCAUCAGUUCGACUUGCCUUGUUUCUUGCGGUUUGUUUUGUUCUUUGUAGUUGUUCUUUUAGAUUUUGCUUCAAAAGAAGCUUCAUUUCUUCGUGAUCCUGACAGUUAGUAAAUUAUUUGUGUCGGUGUCUUGAAUUGUCUGCUUUACUUUUGUAAAAGACGACUUUAACGUUACGUUGCAAAUACUGUCUUCGAUGUAGGUGGUCUAACUAGUGAACAUCCGCGAGAUGGUUAGCUAAUCUGACAAGGUACUUCGCCACGCAACCUGAAAUUUGAAAGCAGAAAGUAAAGAAAGAAAUUUCUACCAACUAAAGAAAGCGAAGUCUUACAAGCUAGCCAGGGAACGGAGUCUUCCCAAGAAGAAACAAAGUAUUUAGAGCCUUGGUAAUGCAUUCUUUAUGAAGUCGAGAAACGCCACGAGACCCAGCUCAACAAAUUGAUCAAUCAAUACGAGGAGUAGGUUCGAUUACCAGCCGCUGUUCGGGAAAAUGAACCCACAUUCCCCGAAAGAGCGGCUGGACGCGUGCGAUUUUCUUUGUUGGUUUAAGCCAAUCAUGUUACCGCUUGCAGAUUUUCGUCUGGCAAAGAUUGUCACAGAAACAAAAAGUCCUCCCUUGAUCCAUCGCAUGGGGAAGCGAUUUCAACGGUGCGGAGACAUUAGGCCAUUUUACCGUCCGCAGGAACACAACGUUUUGUUCGAUUGUUUGUUGUGAAAUUUUCUUUUAAUGAUUGUUGUUGGAGAGAUUUUGCAUCUUGAAGGAUCUUUUCAAGGCGCUUUGGGUCUCGAUAACUGCGUUCGUUACAGAUGUAACCGUCCACGUUUAUAUUUGACAGAGGAACAUUCAAUACUCUGGAAAUUCUGUCUGGUGAAUCAGAAACUUUUCCAUUUAAUUUGGUCCGCUUCCAUUGUUCGGACCCACAGAAGACGCAACCAAUAUUCGAAGAUCAAAGAAAAUUAACUACAUGUCGCCGUGUACAGAAAUGUACUGAAGAAUAUUUUUCACGAUGUAUGGAAAUGUACCGAGAAAAACUAUUUCGAAAGUCAUUUGCGCAGGCAAGGGAGCGCUUGAUGCAAUUUUGAGCCAAAUAAAUAAGAAAAUUGGAGACCGGUUUCACUUCCAGUGACAUCGGAGACGCCUAAAUUGUGAAGUUUACAAUUACGUCACAGACAAGGUCAACGGGUCACCCGUCCAGCCGUCUCUUUUCGGGGAGGAUCAAAGACCGGACCCGAGAGAUGGCGGAAAUCGAGCCUAUACGAGGACAGGCAGAUUCAGAAAACGUAGCUCGUACUAAAGCCCUAUUUACAGAAACGCGCUGAGAAAAGUCCUCCUAGAGUUGUACAGUGGAUGCGUGUUAUGAAAAAAGAUCCCACCUUCCGAAAAGUGAUGGAAACUCAAAAAGAGCUCGAAGAUACAGAGGGGUUUAACUAGCUUUAAUCGACAGAACUAGUGAUCGAUAAGCGAAAAUUCGUACUCAAUCGACUACAUAAAAAGCAACCCAUUUCACAAGAUAAAGACUAGACCUACUGUAAAUGUUAUAGAAUUUUUUUCUGGAUCUUUGUUUUGUUGCGUUUCUAUAAAAACUGUAAACAACCACACAUUAAGUAUGUUCAUUUUUUAUUGUUGACUUUACAACCUUUACAACCUUUUGUCUAUACAGGCUGUUACAUGAGAUUUUUUAUUCAAAACAAAGUUUUUUCAUUGAUUUAGAACAAACAGGAACACCUAGGGUUCCUUAUACUGUUAAGCAUAUUGAUGCAAUAGGGGCACCCAACGGCAAUUUUCGGGAAAAUAUCUGUUCGCAAGACGAUUUGAGAUCUAGAAUUUUCAGAGCAUUUGUUGUAAAAUUUCUUGCUUGCCUGCCUCUCCUAGGAUUUUCAAACAUCUACAAAAUGGUAUAAUUACCCAUUUUUAACGGAUUUUGACCUAAAAAGGCCACCUAGAAUUUUCGGGAGCCUUUUCCUGGCUGAAAUUUUCGAGAAGGUAAGUUUUCCUCCCUAUAAUUUUCGGCUCACUAGACUUUCAGCUAGGAAAUCCGAACAGAUGGAAAGUUUUUAGGCAUAAAAAUAUGCCUAUAUCUACCGUUUGAAUACUAUUUAAAAAUGCGUUCAACAAUGUUAUGUUAAGUGGUUUUGAACAAUAUCCUCGUUGGGUGCCCCUGAUGCAUUUUGAUCUGGGUGCACCUUGUGCAAAAGCUGUAGAAUAAUAAGGUAACUGUUUAUCUUUUUCUAUCUCUUUACGUUCUUCGGGGGUGACGACAUAACUGUGAAAUGGUACGUGUUUGCCUUCAAUGUUUCUUUCAAACAAAGCCUUCAACACUUGUCAACUCUCGGGAUGGUGCUCGUCAUCCCUUGCGUACUUGUAAUAGGCCUGACCGAGCAAGUCGUCUAUCUCUAAACUAAGUGUAGGAUCUGGAUCAUCCGUAGAGUCUUCUUUCAUUCUUUGAACGUAAAACUUGUGCAAUUUCCUACACCCCGCGUAUCCAUUCUUUGUAUCACAGCCCGUGAAAGAUUUUAGAUCUUUCUAGACUGUUAAUUGAAACCGUUGUCACACAUUUCAAAGCCGUCUUGAUCUUAGCGGGUAUGGCGCUGUUGUUGGAUAAAUGCUUUCUGUUUCGACUCCUGAGGUCGUUUCUUAAACAUCUCCUCUAUCUCUACAUAAGGAUGGAAUCUUGCGACCUGUGGCUCAGGCGAAUACGAAAGCCACUUCUUAAUACUAUAUGAUAUUGGCUGGUCUAUCCUUAUGAAAAAGAUGCGCUCUUUGUUGUAGCAUGUCAGAAACAUACGAUCCUCGCUCAAAGGCUGUUUUUUUUUCUGAGCUGCAUAUUGUCUCACAUCAGAGUGUGCAUGAUGCGCGAUCCACUCUAUAGUGUCCUCUUUCCAUUCUGAAGCAGGGGCUAACGUAAAGCACAUUUUCUCAUGGCGGUGCACAUAGCAAAAUCCUUUCGCUUUUUCUGUCAAUUCCAACGCUGAGAGGGGAUAUGAAACGGGCAGACCUUACCAGGUAAGGAACUCGCUUUGUCUUCUGUCAGCAGAGGUGUAGUCCUUGAUUCGACAUUGUAGUGUAUCGAGCGACUGAACAGCUUAGAUACUCUAACGGAACACAACGAGUCAACAAGCACAUGGUUCGGACUAAAAUACGAUAGGGGUCACGUGACUCCUAACAAGUUCCCAGGACCGCACAUUCCUCCCCCUCAAGAUCCUAAACAAUAUGUGUCAUCUCGCCUUGAACUAAAUGUUCAUGGAGGCAGGAGGGGUCCAUCAGUAAGAACGCUGUGGUGGUCUUCGGUCCCUUACUGGAUAUCGUCGCACUUGGGUGGCAGGGACUAAGCUUGGGUCUUCGGGUGUAGUGGGUGGCUCCAACUCCCUACAGGUUACUUCAGGGCUAUUCACAUUGGGUACUGCAACCUGCGGAACAACACUUCCCUCGUUGCUAUGGCCUGUCCUUUGAAGAUGUUGGAGUGGGGCAAAGAGGCUCUGUAGUACGAGAAAUUAAUUGGUCAUGAUGUCUCCGAACUGUACCAUUCCAUCUUGUAGUUCAACUCGCGCAGACAGAGGGCCGGUUUCCUGGAUUAUAGUUCCAGGGACCCACUUCGAUCCCCGGGAGUAGUUUCUGACACUCACGGUAUCACCAAGCUUCACUCCUCGCGUUCGGCUAGGCUGAUCAUGCUGUUUCUUUUGUCUAGACUGAGCCAAAUGCACCCUUAUCGCUACAUCCGGUCGCAGCAGAUGGAGGUGAGACCUAAGACUACGUGCCCACCGUAACUGAGCUGGAGAUUCGCCAGUGGUGCUUUGCGGGUUAAUCGGGUAGCUUACGAGAAAACGAGCCAAUUUGGCUGUCAACAGAAUCGUCACCCUGUUUCUUCAUCCCUUGAUUAAAAGUCUGUACCGCCCGCUCAACGAGUCCAUUUGUACUUGGGUGGCAAGUGCUGAGGUAAUGUGCUUGAUGCCAUUUUUUUGCAAAAAUGACUUAAAUUCACUGCUCACAAAAUUGGAUCCAUUAUCGGACACUACAAUUUCUGGUAAACCAUGAGAAGCGAAAGUUGACCUCAUCUUGUCUAUGAUCACACUGGAGGUGGCAGAGUUCACACCGUGGAUAUCCAUCCACUUGGAAUGGGCGUCAAUGAUCAGCAAGAACAUCUUUCCCAUGAAAGGUCCCGCAUAAUCUACGUGCAUUCGCGACCAAGGGCGGCCCAGCCAUUCCGAAGGGUGUGAUGGCGAACAGGGAGGGCUCUUUUGGUGACUCUGACAAGUAGCACAACUUUUCACCUUCUCUUCUAAAUUCGUGUCCAUUUUUGGCCACCAUACAUAGCUUCUGGCUAAACUCUUCAUUCUGACUAUUCCCGGGUGAGUAUCGUGUAAUAUGUUCAAUACCUUUUCUCUCCCUUUGAGGGGUACUAUGACCCGAGCUCCCCAUAAGAGGCGUCCAGCAUGUACACUCAAUUCGUCUCUUCUAAUAAAAUAGGGCUUCAGGCCUUCUUCUUCUUCUACGUCUUGAGGCCAUCCUUGAAGAACAAACUGUAGAACUUGGGAAAGCACUGGAUCGCGGGUUGUCCACAAUUUUAUCUUGGUAGCAUCUACUGGGCUGGUGUUGAUAGUUUCUAGGAGGUAUACAAUGUUCCCUGGGACGGGUGUGGACCCCGGGACAUCCAAAACGGGUAGGCGACUGAGUCCAUCCGCAUUACCAUUUUCAUUUCCUGGGCGAUACAGCAGUUCAUACUCAUAAGCUAGCAAAGUCAAUGCCCACCUCUGCAUCUUGCUUGAGGCCAUUAAAGGCGUGACUUUUUCAGGGUGUAGCAGCCCAAAAAGUGGUUUGUGAUCUGUGUAAAUCUUAAAAUGGGCGGCCAUACAGAAUUUGUGGAACUUUUUCACACCAAAAACUACAGCUAGUGCUCCUUUAUCUAGGUGAUCGUGGUUCCUUUCUGCCGUAGAGAGUGUGGGCGAGGCGUAUGCCACAGGUCUUUCUGAUCCAUCUUCCAUAACAUGGGAUAGAACUGCGCCAACACCCUAAGGUGAUCCAUCACAAGAUACCACCAGCUCUUUCUCGGGAUCAUAAUGUACUAGUAAGUCUGAUGAUUGAAGCUGGUUUUUGGCUUUAUCAAAUGCUUCUUGCUGUUCCACCUCCCACUUCCAAACAACAUCUUUCCUCAGCAAACUAUGUAGUGGGUCAAGAAUGGACGACAGGUUAGGUAUGAACUUCCCAUAGAAGUUAAGCAUACCAAGGAACGACCUCAGCUCAGUGGGGGUUUUCGGUGCUGGGGCCUCUUGAAUGGCCUUUACUUUUGUUUCAAUAGGAUGAAACCCCGCUGCAUCAACUCGGUGCCCCAGGCACUCCAAAACUGGCUUCAUGAGCUGACACUUAACUGUCUUGAGUCGUAGACCAGCUUCCGAGAGGCGUCUCAAAACUUUAUCGAUGUUGUCUAGACUAGACUGGUUCAAUGGUCCCUGCCCUUUCAAGUCUUUCUAGGUCUUGUUCAAUUUUCUCCCUCAGAGUAUACGGUACUGGUCUGGCUUUAUGGAAGAUAGGGGUAGCAGUGGGGUCAACAUGGAUUUUCGCCUUUGUCCCUUGUAGAGUUCCAAGCCUCUCCUCGAACAAGUAAGCAUGUUUUUGCAAAAUCUCUUCCAGUCGCUUAUUGUGUGAGGAAAGUUGUCUGAUUAUGGGUUAAUUCAGCUUGCUUUUCUCGAGCCAGUUCCUACCUAGCAAAGCAGGCCCCUUGCCGCCUACAACCAAAAGCGGCAGGAAGUAUUCAACCCCGUCACAACACACAUUCACAUGCAGAACAAGACCCUUUAGGUUUGACCUCUUUCCCGGUAUAUGUGCGAAGGACAAUUCCUGACUCUACAAAUUGGGUUGCUUGACCUGCUGAGAAAAGAUAGUUGUAUAGUUCCUCGCUAAUCACAGGCAAGGAGGCCCCCGUGUCAACGUCCAUUUCAAGGGGUUGCCCAGUAACACUUAGCUGUACUUUGUAGGGUGAUGGGCGUUGACUGCCAAAGUUAAACAAGGAAUAUGCACCCACACCCUGUUCCUCCCCUGGUGUUUGCAUGGCACCUUCAAGAAUAUUGGUAGGCUCGGAGUUGCCUGAUUUCUGCUCAUUAACUGGCUGUGGUUGUUUCCCUUUCUUUUAAGCUGGGCACAAUCGAGCUAAAUGGCCAAAUUUACCACAACAGUAGCAUUUGGUAUCUUUUAAGAUGCCAAAAAUGACAGCUUUUGGGGUAGUGGUUGCCGCCACAACGAGAGCACUUAACUUCGCUUCCCUUAUUAACUUUGACGUCUGCUUUGUUGACAGAGGCAUCCCCUCCCUGACCGUCUGCCUUUUGUAUCUCUGAAGCAUCCUUAUCUGUUGCUUCAAUGGCGAGAGCUAGAUCAAGUGCCCGCUUCAAUGUUAAUUUGGGUUCAGCUAAUAAUCGGCGCUGUAUUCUGAUAUCACGAACACCACACACCAGCCGAUCACGAAGCAUCUCAUCUAACGUAAUCCCGAAUUCACGGUCUUCAGACAGGUGUCUUAAUUCAGCUAAAAACAUUACAAUGGUCUCACCUGGUUGUUGGGAGCGUGUGUUAAACUUGAAUUGCUGAACAAUAGCCGAAGUUUUAUGCAUGAAAUGGUCUUGGAGGAGUUUUGCUAAAUCCUCAUAGCUUUUAUCCUUUGGAUCUUCUCGGGCAACCAAACUUCGCACCAAUUUAUAGAUUUUCGCUCCCACACAAACCGGAAAAAUGGAUCUCCUCUUGUCAGGAUCUGUGAUUUCAUUCGCUUCGAAGAAAUGGUUUACACGCUCGAUGCAAUGGCGCCAAUCUUCAGUUUCGUUGUACUCGUCAAACUUCCCAAACGUGGCCAUGAUUCACGUAGACUUCCCUUCCUUUGUCUACCUUGCAGUAAGCGUCCGUACACGUUCCUCGUCGUCCAAAAAUGUGGUGUAUCGAGCGACUAAACAGCUUAAAUACUCUCACGGAACGCAACGAGUCAACAAGCACAUGGUUCGGACUAACAGAACAACACGACAGCGUUCACGUGACCCCGACCAAGUUCCCAGGACCGCACAGACAUGAAUGUUUGUAACCAUCUUGCAAUAAAUUUACGAGUGCAAAAGACAAAUGUAGUAUAGCGAACUGGAACAAAUAAUUUUCCUAGCAAAGCGAUUGCUAGACAGAUAGCGCGUUCAAAAUCUGCGCGGUCUUAUUUCUAUCACACAGUAGAUUUUUCAUCAACUGAUCAGGGUUAGAAGAGAACGGGCAAGCCUAAGAAAAGCUUUUGUUUCUAUUGAAAAGCACAGUUAUUUACGUAAACGGCUAUCUACUUAUUAGAUAUGGAGGAAAGCGAUUUUACGUACACUGUAGCUACCUAGACAGUAAAUAGACACUUAAUUAACACUUCAAAAGAAAUGACCAUCCACUUACGCAGUUUACCCAUAUCAAAUUAGUAUGCAGGAAGAUAGUUUUAAUAUUAAUAAUGUCCACAUAUGUUUACCUAUACACUAACAAUGUUUACCUUUGCCGAAACAUGGCUACUCGACUGUUAUCUGGUACGGCUGAAGUCGUAUAGUCCAUCUCUCGAAUCUUGCGGGAGGCUUGUAACACAGAUUGCCAUAGCUAAAGACUAGGGGUUUGUGAUCUUUGUAGACUGUAACCGCUUUCCCGUAAAAGUACAGGUGUAUGUUCACAAGCCCAAAAUACAGGGACGGCUGACGGGUGCUCUUAAAAGUCCUUGUUUCAGUUGGUAAGCUUGCGCAAGGGCUCUGUCUUGGGGUGUAGUCAGAGAUGAACCUUGUUGUCGAUGGUGUCUAAAGAUGAAUAACAUCUGCAACUUUCGUCGGGUCUGGCGAGAUGCCGUCUUUGGAGAACGCGUAUCCAACGAAUUUUUCUGUACUCGCACUUGCUAUUGUUCAGGGUCGGACCUUCCUCUCUCUGUAUUGGGCUUGUAGGUUCUGGACAUGUUCCUCGUGCGUCUUUCCAAACACCAGUAUUUCGUCACUGAUGUUAAUGGCGAAUCAAUGCCCUCUAGUGUCUUACGGAGAACGUUCUGGAAGAUCUCAGCGGCACUUGAUAUGCCAAAAUUGAGACGUUUUGCACAAGUAGAGAUAAUUGUAUGUUGUUUGCAAAGUUGGUCGGGAACAAACGUGAAGAUAUCCAAGAUGACUAAAACACCUGAAGACUCGUUUGUCUACAACUGCAAUCUCUGGAGACGUCCUUCACCGCGCAACACAAAACCCUCACUUCCGUAGAAGAUAUGCCAUGAAUUAACCAGUAUACUUUUGCAUAGUGUCAGACUGUUUUACAGCGACACCAAGCGUUUCAUCCGCGUCAAGCAUGCUGGGAUUAUACCAAACUAGCAAAAGAGAGACUAGCACGGACUUCGAAACACCGUUCAGUAGUUGAAGAUUGGCUUCAAAACUAUUAAAUUACUUUUAAUUCUUUGAUCCAUUAACAACGGAUUUAUCAAAGCUAUUCAGAUAUCAUCGGACGUUUUGCAAAUAAAUCAAAUCAUAUUUUAAAAAGAGUCAUCAUUUUUUUUCUUAUCCAGAAACUUGGAUGGAAACUACCUGACAAGAAUUAACAACACAACCUUCUCUGGCCUUAUAUACCUGCACCAGUUGUAAGUGUGGCUGACUAUAAUGACACCGGGUCAAUUGUUAUAUACUAAUUGUUUCAAUAGUGCUCUUCUCGGUUGAAGAAUUGUGAACAGCCUUUUCUUUAGUGAAGAAGAGAAGGCCUGUCUACAGGGGUUUUUUUGGCACCAAGAGGGAGUUGACUCUUCGGGUGAUGUGAUAACAUUCUAACAAAUUAGAAUCCAGUAACUGUGAAAUGUAAAAUAUUUAUUUAUAUGGCUUAUCGAUCAAUGUUUUAGAGUGAGCCAGCACUUCUUUCAUUUUCUUCCUGGUAACCAAGGUUCCCAAACCUAACAAUUGUUUUAAUGAUAUUUUAAUCAAAGUCAAAAUUGUUUCAAUUUUUGUCUGUUAUGUUAUCCUGCUUCCAGUAAUUUAUCACGUCUAGCGGCCUCUGUUUUCAGUCUCCUAAGGUUUUGGAUCUUAUAGGGGUAUUGGUUUUCAAGUCACUGUAUUAUUCAGUAUUUCUUGGCCACCCUUUUAGAAAGAACUAUGUUGCUGGGUGUUGAUGCCGAAAUUGGUCAUUUGGAAAGCUCGUCUGAAACAUUCAUAAGAAUAUAGGCAUCCAAAAUAUCAUUGAUAAAGAGGGCUUUUGUCAGGGGUCUGGGGUUGGACAUCCUAUCGGAACGAGAUAAACCAUAUACAAGAAAGGUAAGCGAUAAAACAUGGUUAUUGGGUUCUAUUUGGCCCCAUUAUCAACCUAAGAGGAAGCGGUUACACACACCAGUACAAAGAGGCGCAAGUCAAAGUAAAGGAUAAAUCUGUUAUUAAUGAGAUCAAUAAAGAAUAUUUACCAACGUGAACAAAUAGUCUCCCAAGAAUGAAUUAUUUAGAAAAAACCUAAUAAGCAUCACGGAAUUCGACAAUUUUCCAGAAAUCUUCUUAUUUCCAGUAUUCAGUAUACCUCUUAAAAACUGCAUUUUCCCUUUGAUCGUUUUACCUUUUACAAACUUUAUUACAAAUUAUUUUACAAACGCAAUUGUCUAUCAGAUGUGGCUUUUUAGAACUUGUAGAAAAAUUAGAGAAAACAAUUCAUGUCUCUUAUUUAUGGUUAGGUGUCUGAAAUCUUCUUGUUUAUCCUUAUUAAUUUAUAAUUCAUGUUGGUCGGUUCUUUCUUAAAUUUUUGUUCUUUAUCGACAGGCAUUUACAAAAUAAUGGUAUUCAAGAAAUAGCCGUAGACUCUUUCAAGGGAAUGAAGCACCUGAUGUACCUGUAAGUUGAACGUUCAUUGCUUUGAUGGUUAAUGAUACGCAUGGUAUGGAUACGCCUUCAAAAAAGUACACUGAUGAAACUCAUCGUUUGCUAUAACAACAGCAUGUGCUGUUUUAAGGCAAAUUUCCUUUUGGUAUUUGUCCAAAGUUAUGUUUCUGUUCAAAACAGUCAGGCGCGUACUAGGUCUCUAGAUGAGCAUGCACGGUAGCGACGAACGUAUGUUUCAUGUCUUAUGCACCAGCCUCAUUCUGGUGAAAAACACGUGCGCUUGCAUUGUGCACUCCGACGUGACGAGUGAGUGAGCGACGUGUGAGUUAUUACUUUGCUGAAUAAAUGUCUACGGAUUAACGUAAUAAGUUAAAGUAUGAACGAUGUAUUUUCUGUGAAUUAACCAACCACACUCCAGACAACUGCAGAUUCACAGUCAAUUGUCAUUUAACGGGUAAUAUGCAUACAGAAUAUCACGACGUAGAACAACCACCGUUACAGUGGUCAGGAUUGUUAACCUCAAGUGACUGAUAACUCAGGAGACGAGUCCCUUGAGUACAUAUUAAAUCUGGAGUAAAAUCUAACACCAAAGCAAGCCUCAAAGAAGUAAACAAGACCCUCAGCUCUCUGCGAGAUCGUUAGUAUUGACCAAGUCUGAUUUUCUGGGCUCAAGAAUGGAUAAAAAGAUGCGAUUACAUAAAGAAAAAGAAGGAAAAAAACCUGUGAACUAAAGCGCCCUGACACCUAAAAAGUACAUUGUGGGAGGUCAUGAAUCGCUAUGGACAUCCCAUUCCCCCCCCUGCCUAGGGGGUUGUUCCCGACUAUUUUACCAAAUAGACAAAUAUAUGCCAUUCCUGUCCAUGGUGCCAUUACGGUGGCAGAGCAGAUGGUGUGUCAUAAAAACUUCGCAGCGAUCUAGACACAAUUGGGAAUCCAAGGUCAUGACGAGAGUGUUUUAUUUGAUUGACACUGUGAGGGCUCUCAGGACAUCAUACUACAUCCACAAUACAAUAGGCAAAUUCAGUGAUACAACCAAACAAAGUUAAAAAUAAAGUUGAAGGACAAUGAGGAAGAUUGAAACGUUCUAUGAUGGUACAGAAAGCAAAAGUUGUCACUGAUUAUUCUUAUUCUGAACUUGCCUCCCCCAGUUUCUGUUGUAAUCAUUAAGCGUUGUAAAGGAUGAAUUUUUGGGUAGCUAGUGAAAUACUUUUUCUGUUGCUUUAUUUAAUUUUAAAAUAAUCCUUUUUUCAUUCAGUACCCUUUACUAUCAACAUGGUGUACCCUAUAUUUUCAGGGAGCCUCUAGUUCAUAAGCCACCGGCAUGUAUAUAGUCUUCCUUUUCAUCACUAUUUUGAACAUUUGUAAAAUUAUUUACUUUAGAAUAGCUUCUAACAUCUUUAAAAUAUUAUAAAUUUAUCGUGUAUCGUAAAUAUAUUUUAAGUGGUUAAUGGCGAAAUGGAUGAAUGAAUAGUCUACCCUUGUUCUAAACUACCAUUUGUAGGCGUUUUUUAACACUGAGGUAAGUGCUAUGUGGAGCUAAGGGGGCCAUGUAGUAUAGCCACGUAUAAGGUAUCUAGCCGAUUAUGGGCCGAAGGUUUUUCAAAAUGUAAAGAGAGUUAAAAAGAGUCAUAGGAAUAAUAUUGGAGUGUAUUCUGAAUAUUGUUAAUGUAUGUCAAAAGGUUAACUCGAUCCCCCAAGCAAAAAAAAAAUUGAUAUGGUAUGCAAGAUGUCAGCUUUAAAAUCUGACAUCCUUUAUCAAAUAAAGAUUUCUAUUUUUCAUAACAUUUUAAACUAAUAGAAAUUCUGCCUUUAUUUCAGUUUUCUUCAUGGGAACAGACUAUCAAAAGUUUUAAAAGGCAUUUUUGAUCCUUUGAUUAAAUGCAAGUUUUUGUAAGUAAAUAAUAACAUAUCUUUUGGUACACAAAGCCUGUACGUUUCACCCUUUCCGAUAACGAAACAUUGAGGAUCCUUUAUAUUACCUGGAAGUGAAGUAACCUACAAAAUUAUAAGGUUCUCCCGAACUGGUCAGUUUGAACCUGCAGAGAUAUGAAAUAAAUUAUUAACAAUAUAAGUAUAAUUUAAAUGAAGACAUGAUCGUCGCAAUUAUAAUAGUAAUUUUUUAACUAGUUAAAAAUAAAACCGAAAAAACUUUGGUGCUUCAACGGUUUUCGAACCCACAUGGCUUAAAAAAAACGUAAUUUUUCUCGGGCUAAUUUUCAACUGCGACCAUCAUGUCUUUCUUAAAAUUUAUUUGAUAUUUCCAAAGCCCACAUCACCAAUAUGCCUUUUAGUGCGUAAGCACUGUACAGUAAUGUUCCACCACCUGAGCUAUGAAGACCCAUAAAUUGGGAGCAGGAAUAUUUCUUGAUUGAGUGAAUGGAAUGAAACAUAAAGUGAAGUUUUCUCCAUAACUUUCAAGGGAUGAAAUGAACACAACAACUGGCUUGCUUCCAAUGCAUGGGUCUCAGUUGGUAGCGUCGUCACGCAUAGGCCAUGGGUUCGAAUGAGGCUCCAAAAGUUUUCUCGGACUAAUUUUCAACUGCGACAGUCUUUAAUAAAAUUUAUAUUAUAUUUCAGGCAGCUCACAUAAUCACCUUUUGGGAAAUAACCGUUUAAACAAAUAUUAUUUUUCAGUUGUAAUUCUGUCUUGUAUGUGUUUACCUAACUCACUUUUGGUUCUACUUCUUUUUCUUAUGACUUUCCUUAUGACUACGGUUUGAAUACUGUAUAAUUGCUUGUUUCAAUUUAUCAGAACACUUAACAACAACAACAUCAGCGAGAUUGAACCACACGCACUCCAAGGACUGAAGACCAUAGAGACAAUGUGAGAAACUAUUUUGAUCUAAUAUACUCAGUCCACGAGAUACACUCAAUCAAGAAACACUUAUAGACUAAAAUGUAUCCACUUAAAAGAUUUAUAUACUUAAUUUUUUUACUUUCUUUCUUUACUUCUCGUAGAUUUUUACAAUACAACCGUCUCAGGAGAGUAAAGAGAGAAGACUUUUCAUCAAUGAUACGUCUAGAAAGGCUGUAAGUAUUUAGAUUUGUUCAGGUAGCUCAGAUGAUCCAAAAAAUGCCAGUCUGCCUGGUCAGUUUUUUUACCAUCUUGUUGGUUGACAGUAUUUUUUUUCCAUUUUCAAACUCUUGUGUCAAAAGCAUAGGCGUACGGGCCGGGGGGGCGAGGGGGGCUGCAGCCCCCCCAAAGUUUGGGCAACUCAGAUUUUUUGGGCAGCACGAGAAAAUUUGGGCAAAGCCAAUUUUUAAAGACGUCUCCAUGUUUUUAGUAUUAUUUUGAAGAGAUAAAUAUAUUCUAUUUUAACCUGAAGUCGGCGUAAUAAUCCAGUUACAUUGACACGAGAGUGUCCGCCUAGCACGUGACGAGUUUCUGGUUGUAAGGGAAAGGUAUCAUAUGCUGAUCUUUUUUUAUUGUUGGGCACUGUACUGCAAUGGGCUAUUUCCACUCGUGAAUUUAUUAGAAUAAACUUCCGCCUAACUUUCUAGAAUCAUCUCCGCUCGUAGAACAGUGUAUGGCAGAUAGCAUCAGCAAUGGGUCUUAAAGUGAAGAAGUGGCUGACUAAUUCUCAGUUUGAAUUGAGAGAAGAAUCUUGAUUUUUUUAAAAAGUCUAUCGAGCGGUUUAAAAAUGAUUCAAUAAUUUGUUAAAGUAGACUGAAAUGUUUACAAAACCGCUAACAAGAGCGCCAUGAUACAUACUAAUCAAAUCCUUCUUUGUAGCAAUUGGCCGGAGGUAUCUCCAUGAUCUAUCACCCACGUUUUUGAAAAGAUUGAAACUACUAUGAGGUGAAAUUGCAUGUCAGGAGGCAGUGUGGCCGAGUGGUUAGAGCGUCGGAUUUGAAAUCCGUAGGUUGCGGGUUCAAAUCCCGUUCUGACCGCUAGCUGAUGUUUUUCUUGGUAGCCCCAAGUUCAACUUCUCGUCUACGCUUGUAAAUAGCCAACUGGUCUGCCUCCCGCCAGUUGGGAUUCUUAACCUUUAUAUGUUUAUUUAUCACUAUUUGUUUACAUUGGUCCUGAAAAGCCCCAAUGGGGAGUGGCCAAUUAGGUAUACAUACAUACAUACAUAUACAUGUCAACAGUGCAUCGUUUUUUACAGAUAACGGCCAAACAUCAAGAUUUUCCUUUUUGUACCGUAUUUCCAACGAUAAAAACUUUACCCCAAAUAUCUCGAUAACGCUCUUACAGAUUCCGUUUUAACGUCACGAACAUCGAUGAGACUAUUGGAGGAAAAAUCUCCUUUGAUCGUUUUUAAAAGAACAGUUCCCAGAGAGAAAUAUUGCUGCAAGUAUAAUAGGCAAUGGCUUCAUUUCAUUGCUAUAAAAACUCCGAUGUCAUUGCAACCCUGAUCACAACAACUUUUCAUCUUUAUCUAAUACACCUGUGGUGGCAACUUUUCCAAAUGUUUGUGUAUGGCGACGUAGUUUAUGCUCAAACUUGGCAGGUAUUGACCCUGAAAAACUGUAUGGAGCCAUUUGCAUAUGCCAGUACGGUCUAUCUUGUUGCAUCGGCCCUCGUUUCUGUUCGACUGUUUUGUAAAAAUUUGGGCAACUUGCAAGAAUUUUUUGGGCAAAUGGUUUACCGCCCCCCUGGCAAAAAAUAGCCCGUACGCCUAUGGUCAAAAGCCCGUCCUCUCCUCUCUUUUGUGCCACUCUUUUUUGUCAGGGAGGUAGUCUCGAAAUCGAAAUCAUGGUCAUUGCACGUUUUAGUUUACAACAGAGCCGUCAAUUUAUUUUUAUCGCUAAGUGGCAUUUCCGCAGUAAAAAUUCCACUAUUUCUUGACCAAGGAGCCUGAAGAAUAUGUUUACAUUUUGCGUUUUAGUAUACUGAAAUCAAAAGUGUUCAAAAAAAAUCAAACUUUAAAGCUUAAACCUUUAAGUUUUGAAUUUUCAGUGGCCGUAGAAAAGAGCAAGAAAACUGGUGACCUCAUUUACUGAAGUCACUUUAAAGGUCUUAGUAUAUCAAGUUACUUCACUCUCUGAAAGGGCCACUUUCACUGCUUGAUUUGAUCGCAGAAAAAAAUCUCAUGCUUGACAAAGUGGGUUAAAAAUAUCUGUGUAUCAUUAAAAGUUUCAUUGGAAUAUUCUGGUCCUGAGCCAGACUAGCCUCUCCCUCAAGUGGUGUUGCGAUAAUAUAAUAGAAGAGGUAAAUAGUAACAGAAACAAAAAAGUAGCGUUGCAUAUUACACUCUAUUAAUGUCAAAAAGAGGUAGGGUCAGAUCUUGAUACUAACCUAAGUUGAGAUCAAUACACCUGGUUUUUUUUUUGCAGGUACAUGUUUGACAACGAAAUAUCCUUCUUUGAACCAGGAUCAUUUCCACACGCACGUCUAUCACAACUGUGCGUAGGUCUUCUUUUUGUUGUCUUGCCUCUUGUAUUAGAAAAUACAAGAGGCGAUAAAUGGGGUAACUUGUUUACUACUGGGUAACUUGAAGAUUAAAUCGCGAAAUGUACACAGCAUUUUUUGAAAAUAAAAGAUAAGAAAUGGGAUUUUUUUAAGCAUGCCUAAGAGGGUUCUGCACACGAACGGAGAGUGGUCUACCUGAGCUUAUAGCACACAGUUUAUCACUGACUUUCAUUAUUGUUCAAUAUAUUUCGCUGUACAGGGCCGCAAAUGAUCUUGCUGCUAUAAAUUCAGCAAUGAGGUUGAUCCAUCAGAAUAGAGAGUACUUUUGAUUGCUAGGCCGUAUUUUAUUUAAACAAAGCUGCAUGGCACUACUUUAGUAGCUAAGGGAAAGAAACUCCAUCUACACAACAGGGCACUUUUGUUCCUCAUUACUUUUUAUUGAACAUUCACUUACUUACGUACUUACGUACAUACUCGUUAAUUGCGUGCUUGGUCACGAAACAGAGAAUACCCGCUUUCCAAGACAUUCACAAAUUAGAAAAGUAACGAACGCAUACAGUAUUUGUAGACUAAAAACCUACGUGCUUUGAACUAGUUUAAACAAUCAACAAAAACAUCCAUGAAGAGUAAUUGACCUGAUACGUUCUGCGGUCCAUGAUCCGCUAAACUCGCGUAAGGUAAAGCAGAUACGAUAGUCUUUUUUGCCUGAAAACGGCUGAGGUCUAACUUCGUGAAAGACAUUUGUGUCUCUUCUGUUUUUUUUAUCUGGCCAUGUAUGCAUCUUUCUGUUUCGCCGAUGUACACUUUGCUACAAUGGAAAGAAAUCUUAUAAACAACUCCAUCUUACUUUUGCGGGUCAAUGAUGGUCAAUAGCAUCCUACAGGUCGUACUACAUGUCAAUAGCUCCUUACUGAUGCAGGAAAUGUCAUAGAUAUCAGGGCUCUUAAGUAUUGUUCUGAAACAACAACGUAUCCUUCUAAAAUAACUUACAAAUUCUUGUCAUCUUACGGAUGUUUUAUGUAACCUUGCGAAGGAGAUCAUUGGCUUCUUUCAUACUGCUCAUAAUACAUCCUAUUUACACCCCAAAUUUCGCAUAAGCAUUGACUUCAGUUUUUCUAGGUAAGACUCUGAUACCCAGGAGAGACUAAGAACUAUUCUUAUGCAAUUUUUUUUUCAAUUGUUUCAAUUAGCAAUUUUUUCUGUUAACUUCUAUUUCCUAUAAAUUACAGGCUUUUAUACAAAAACACUGGUCUGUCAUCAGUAACAAUCGAUGCAAAAGAACAACAAAGACCUAAUGUAACAAUAUACAUGUGAGUAUAUGACUCCAAACGUAUCCGCUUUUGUUUGAGAACGGAGGUUUUUCUCUCCAGUUUGGCCCACCAUCCACACGUAACCGGUGAAAAUGGUCACCGAAAACGCACCUUAACAAAAACGCUCUCCAGAGUAGAGUUUUUUAAAAUGCCGGCUUCUAGUUUACGUGUGGACAGACGAAAAGGGGAGUUUUCAAAUACGAUGAUGUCGAGCAUCAUAAACUUUUAGCGUGACACAUGCUCCGUGAGGAAUGCUAUCGUAUUUCUCCGUCGUUUUAAUGUUUUCGUGUGGAUGGGUGAAAACGAUUUGAAUACGCUGCGUGCGGCGAAAAAAAAAAUUCUUUUUCAAAAUUAUACGGAUACGUGUGGAGGGGCCUUAAACGUAAGUGCGCUGAAGGCCUGAGGUGGGUAGGGACAACAGUGAACACCAUCACAAAUUAAACGAAGGGCAAAUCAAAUAACACUUGGUCUUUGAAUAACAAUUGCUGGCUGUACAGAGUAGGGAAUUCAAUUGUUCAUUGAUCCACUAGCUAUGUGUUAAAAUAUGAUCCUACUAAACUGAUAUUUGAUCAGAUGACAACCUUGGCUUAAAGAACUUUUCUCUUGUAACUGUUACUUCUUGCUAGAUAUCCCGAUAAUGUACCGUCAAUUGCAGUGCGAGGUAUCAUUUAUGCCGAUGUACUGGAAAAAAAUGGAUUUCGGUGCCAAGAUAAAAGCCCUUGGGUUUGCGAUCUUUGCCCCGUUGGAACUUAUUCACGAGGCGAUGGUGUAUCUACGGGAUGCCAUCAAUGUCCAGCAGGUACAAUUAUCACUUACAACUCAUAA
Porites lobata is the source of this 24681-nucleotide messenger RNA. NCBI's taxonomy places the organism in Eukaryota, Metazoa, Cnidaria, Anthozoa, Scleractinia, Poritidae. The record is from the annotation of a GenBank genome assembly.